AUGUCGGAACUUCCUAAAACAGUUAUUUCGACAAUCUCCCAAUCCUUCAACAAAAUAAAAGGAGAUGGAACAACAUUUACUGAUACUUCAAAGGAUAUCGAACUCACAAGACAAGAAGAAUCAAUUAUUAAAUUGUUUUCGAGUAUUUCUGAUGGUGUCAGUUCAAAUGUAAUGACUUUUAUCUUGUUUAUGUUUAUUUUCAUUGUUUGUUUGUCUAUUUUGACAUUUUACAUUUCAUAUAAUUCAUUUUUGAAGGCAAGUGAAACAGUGUUUUACAAUUGCCAUCAUAUCAAUUAUCUCUAUGGAUCAGCAACAUUUUUGUUUUCCAUUCUUUCGAGAAUCUGGAAAAUUGUUUUAGAAAAAGCUGAUCCAAAAUUUGAAAAUUCUUGUGUUGAUGUUUAUGAUGAAAGGGAAAACAUCAAAAAGAUUAUUCCUCAAAUGGUUGAUUACUUCCAUUUCGUAAGGUUUGGAGGAAGAGAUGCAAAAGAAGUUCCCUUCGAAGAAAUGGACAAUUCCGUGAAAAUCGCAAACAAAAUAGUUUAUUGCGAAGAUUUCGUGAAUCCACCGAAAACAAUUCCUGAAUCCGCCCAUUGUUUCACGAUCCCAAUGCAGUUCUUUUUGUCUGUAUCGAUGAUAAGGAAACUGAAUGCAAACAUGUUUGAAGAUCCACCAAUUUGGCCAAGACCUCAAGGAGAUGGAGUCAAUGAUUUGUGGCAAAUUGGUCCCGUUGAAGUUUACGAGAGUUUAUUCUAUAAAGCAGGGAAAAAACUUGUUCCUUCUAUGGAGAAAAACAUUGAUAAGGAGAAAUAUAAUAUUUUACUUAAUACUUUGAUUUUCGGAUCAUUUAUAUUUUUGUUAGUUAUUGGUGUUUUGUUUUCUAUACAUUACGAAUUGAAUGUUUUCAAAUUCACUUUAUACCAAUUGUUGAGAAUUCCAACACCUGUUUUAGUUGGAAACCAAAAGGUCAUGAAUCUUUUGGCAGGAGAAUAUUCGGAUGAAGAUUCCAACAACACGGAAAAACAUGUUUGGUUUAGUAAUGAAGUUGUCAACAAAUUAAAUGAUGUUGUAAUUGUUUGCCAAGAUGAAACAGGAAUAAUUUUGUCGGUGAAUAACUCUUUCGAAGAAAUGUUUGGAAAGCAAAUGGAAGGUAAAAAUAUUAGAGAAUUCUUCACUGAUCAGAGAUUUAAAUGUGAUACAAAAAUAGAAAAAGUUUUCUCUCAGAAUUGUAAUUUAGUUUACACAAAACAAGAUGGAACUGUUGUUUAUUUCGAGUUCUCUUCAACUUCUGUAAGUGGAAACAGGAUUUAUUCAGGAAGAGAUCAGACACAAAAUGUUUUGCAUGAGAAAUUGAUUGAAGAAGAGAAGAAGAAGUCAGAUGCAAUGCUUGCAUCUAUCCUUCCAGCGAUGCUUGUUCCACGUGUUCAAGCAGGUGAGAAGAACAUCUCAUUCAGUGUUCAGUCAGCUACAGUCCUCUUCUUAGAUGUUGUUGAGUUCACACCAUGGUGUGGUAGCCAUGAUGCACAGUAUGUCAUGCGUAUGCUUAACAUCAUGUUCAAAGAGUUCGAUGCUAUCACAAAUGCACACAAGACAAUGACAAAGAUCAAGUGCAUUGGUGACUGCUACAUGGCAGCAGGUGGCAUCUUCGACGAAGUUAACCAACCUGCAGUCCAUGCUAAAGAAGUUGUUGACUUCGGUUGCUUAGUCAUCAAGAAACUUCUUGACAUUGACGAGAAAGAGAACGAGAAACUUCGUAUCCGUGUUGGCAUCAACACCGGUGGUCCUAUUGUUGCCGGUGUUAUUGGUACAGAGAAACCAACAUUCGAAAUUCUUGGUCCAGCAAUCAACAUCGCACACGAGAUGGAGAACAAAGGUGUUCCAAUGAAAGUCCACAUUUCACGUCCAGUCUAUGAACUUAUCUAUGGUCAACAGUUCGACAUCAAAGAACGCGGUGAAAUUGAUGUUAAAGGCGGCAAGAUGUUCACAUAUCUUGUCGAACCAUAA
Messenger RNA from Trichomonas vaginalis G3, 2001 nucleotides. RefSeq names its product guanylate cyclase protein. The transcript has a single exon. Lineage: Eukaryota; Parabasalia; Trichomonadida; Trichomonadidae. Bases 1 to 2001 code for a protein of 666 amino acids. Gene Ontology annotation, molecular function: guanylate cyclase activity; peptide receptor activity. Gene Ontology annotation, biological process: intracellular signal transduction; receptor guanylyl cyclase signaling pathway; cGMP biosynthetic process. The record is from RefSeq and is a predicted model, not a curated record.